This is a messenger RNA of Acanthoscelides obtectus, 348 nucleotides long. The record is from the annotation of a GenBank genome assembly. Lineage: Eukaryota; Metazoa; Arthropoda; Insecta; Coleoptera; Chrysomelidae.
GUGGGUUAGAUCGGUCGGACCACUAUUAUGGGUGAAGAGCAUAUUGUUGGUGAUCAAGACAGAGGCAGUAGAAAACGAAAAUGGGGUGCAACAUCACAGCAGCGGCAGAAAGAAAUACGAUACGAUAACCCUGAUCCCAACCUUGAUGGUUUCGAAGUCUCCUGUAAGCAUGGCAGAAAUAAAAAAGUUUCAUGUAAGGAUAUUCCUUUCGAAGAUCUAAGGCGCUGCCGACAAAAGUUUUAUUCACAAAAAGACAAGGUUCAGCAAGAUACGAAACUGUCUCAUUUAAUUGAAAUUGGAACUCCUAGGAGAAAGAAACGUUCAGAGUUCAGACCAAAGCUUUACUAG